This is a messenger RNA of Anoplopoma fimbria (sablefish), 3192 nucleotides long. Its product is annotated as PDZ domain-containing protein 4-like. NCBI's taxonomy places the organism in Eukaryota, Metazoa, Chordata, Actinopteri, Perciformes, Anoplopomatidae. Gene Ontology annotation, molecular function: protein binding. The record is from RefSeq and is a predicted model, not a curated record. Bases 1 to 3192 code for a protein of 1063 amino acids. The transcript is spliced from 17 exons.
AUGGGCUGCAACAUGUGUGUGGUCAAACGACCGGAGGAGCAGUACAGGAUCAUGUUCCAGCAGAAAGGCUGGAGUGACUCCCUGCGACCGAUGGACAGACAUGGAAACAUAAAGGUCAGAGGUCGGAGGCCCUCUCAGCUCCCACUGGACAAACCGCAAAACUCCCAGGAGCCUUUGCACCAAGCCGGGUCGGUCCGCAAGAGUCACAGGAGGAAAGGUACGUUAGUGUGCGGUGGUAGCGGUGUCGGCAGCGGCUCCAUCUACUCUGUUGCCAUGGUGGCCAUCCCCGACUGCGUCGACAACGCCACGCAGACGGACAUCAGCUUCCAGAACAUCGUGCCGCUGGGGAGGAGCAGAGGUCACCACCACCACGGCCGGGGAGGAGGCUCCUCCUCCCCUCCACCACCUCCACCCUCCCCUCCCCUCCCUCACCUCGGUGUACCAUAUGGGAUCAAUGAGUUUUGUGUGUUUGAGUACAACGACCCCGAUGACUACUUUGACGUCUCCAACCAUGAGGUGGACAGACAGGAGGACCUGGAGUACGAGGAGGUGGAGCUCUACAAAUCCAGUCAGCAGGAGAAGCUGGGUCUGACGGUCUGCUACAGGACCGACGACGAGGAGGAUCUCGGGAUUUAUGUUGGAGAGGUUAAUCCAAACAGCAUAGCAGCCAAAAAUGGACGCAUCAGAGAGGGCGACCGAAUCCUACAGAUCAACGGAGUGGAUAUCCAGAACAGAGAGGAGGCGGUGGCCAUUUUGACCCGAGAGGACAGCAUCAACUUCUCUCUGCUGCUGGCCAGGCCCGACAUAGAGAAUGACAACCCUGCUGGUCCAGAGGAGGACAUGGAGCUGACUCUGGAAGUGGGAGGUUUCCACACAAACCCUCGCGCCUCCUCCUGCUCCCUCACUUCUGCUAACCCGGCCAAUUAUUAUCGCCUCUAUCAGGGAGGAGGAGGAGGAGGAGGAGGAGGAGGAGGGCUGGCCUGCCCGGAGGAAGCAGGAAGUAGAGACGGCACAGGGGGCGAUGUGGAUGUGGAGGAGGAAGAGGAGGAGGAGGACGGGGAGGAAGGAGGGAGAGGAGAGAAGGAGGACAGGGACCCCCCGGUGCCCCUCCCUCCUCUGCUCAGCCUCGCCCCUCUGCUGUCCCACAGCCAGGAGCUGGACAGCGGCGUGGGCCGGACCGACGACAGCACCCGCUACGAGGAGUCGUCUGAACACGACCUGCUGGGAGAUCAGACCAGCGCCUGCAACACCAACACCACCAACACACCGGGCAGCACCAGGAAGUUCAGACCGGGACCCAGCCCCAGGCCCAGUCCUAGACCCAGCCCCGGCCUCGGGCCCAGCCCCGGGCACAGCCGAGGAGACACCACCCCUCCUUUCCUCCACCUGCGGGAGCUUCAGCUCAGCUCCGACUCCCUCCCCGGCCUGGACUGGACAGCCGGCCCCCACCACCAUCACCACCACAAGCACCACCACCACCACUAUAAGCCCGCUCUGACGAUGAUGAUGCCUGGCCUGACGGAGGAGGAGUGCCAGCGGUACCAGGAGCUGCUGGAGAUCAAGUGCCAGUUCGAGAAACGCAACGAAAAACAUCAGCGAGAAGCAGAGGUGAAAGACCAUGAGGAGAGAACGGAGGCGGGGGAUUCUUCCUCGUUGGUGGACGUCAACUGCAAUGCGACUCUGAGCGAGCACGAGAUGGCGCUGAUCGAGGAGGAGCUACGCCACCUGGAGUUCAAGUGUCGCAACAUCCUGCGGGCACAAAAGAUGCAGCAGCUCAGAGAGAGAUGUCUGAAAGCCUGGAUGAUGGAGGAGGAGACGGCGGCGGGCGGAGCGGGGCGACCAGGCCCUCCUGAAGCAGGUUCGGACAACGAUAACGAGGACAUGGACGAUAACGACCCUCAUCGUCACGAGCUGUCGGCCAUCAACGAGCUCCCGGAGCGAGAGCGGUCGGACGACAAAGACAGCACCAGCGCCUACAACACCGGCGGGGAGAGCUGCCGGAGCACGCCGCUGGUCAGCACCGAGCAGAUCCCGCCUCUCCAGGAAGAGGAGGACGAAGGUGGGAGGCGACUGAUGUCUCCGCCUCCUCUUCUCCCCCUCAGUCGCCUCCCACCUCUGAACUCCCCCCUCACCCCGCGGCCUCGUGGGCGGGAUCGAGACAGAGAGAGGCGCCACUCGAACCUCAGCUGCUCGUUCUCACCUGGCACUUACAGGAAGUACGAAACGGCCAAUGGAAACGUGGCACACGGCUCAAGCUCCACCCCCUGCACACCCUCCAAGUUCAGGUCUCUGACCAGAGAGGCGGGGUCAUCUUCAAGAAGAGGUGUGGCUGAUGGGGGGCGGGGCUCCAGAGCAGGCGGCGCUACCGACCGGCCUGGAGGAGGAAGUGCUGAGUCCAGUCCAUAUUUCAGCAGAAGACGCCAGAGCCACAACAAACCAUUAGAGCGCUACCAGAGCUGCAUGACCCUGCCCUCCGAGGGCCUGGUGGACCCGCUGGACCGAGUCCGAGACAGAGCGAGGGCCGAGGGCGAGGAGAGGGGGAUGGGCACGGGCAGCAGCGGCCCCGCCAGCCCCAGGAGUGUGAACAGCGCCCCCUGUGGUCUAGAGGGCCACUACGCAGGCGCCUCUCGGUUAGGACUGGCUUUACCGCUCGGGCUGACUCACUCAUCAUCGACUGCCUCACCGCAGCGCAUGGAGUGGAAGGUGAAGGUCCGGAGCGACGGCACUCGCUACGUGGCCAAGCGGCCCGUCAGGGAUCGACUCCUGAAGGCCCGAGCCAUGAAGAUCAGAGAGGAACGCAGCGGCAUGACGACCGACGACGACGCGGCCAGUGAGAUGAAACAGGGCCGAUACUGGAGUAAAGAGGAGAGGAAGCAGCAGCUGCUGAGAGCCAGAGAAUACCGACGAAGAAGAGAGUUCAUGAUGCAGAGCCGCCUGGACUACCUCAAAGGAGACAGGGACGCUUCAUCAUCAGCAGGAGGAGCUGAAGACCCCCGUUCAUCUCAGACCUCCCAGCUUCCCCCCCGACAGGACAACAACAUCCUGCUCCUGAGCCACAAGAAGAUCACCAAGAAGAGGAACCGUCGCAUCCUCGACAACUGGAUCACCAUCCAGGAGCUGCUGGCCCACGGCUCCAGGUCGCCGGACGGGAAGAAGAUAUACAACCCUCUGCUCUCUGUGACCACGGUGUGA